Molecule: messenger RNA, 570 nt
Organism: Bradysia coprophila
Lineage: Eukaryota; Metazoa; Arthropoda; Insecta; Diptera; Sciaridae
Gene: osi
Product: electron transfer flavoprotein regulatory factor orsai
Biological process (GO): respiratory electron transport chain
Cellular component (GO): mitochondrion
Source: RefSeq, a predicted model, not a curated record
UGAUUGAAUAUGCUUGAUCUACAAGUGUCACAAAUAAGUAAACCAAAACAAAAAUAUUUUGAUAUUUGACUAUUUAUGUGAAUUUUUUCGUUUAAAUAUUCAAAUCUAAAGGCUAAUCAAUCAAAAUUAAAUGAGUCAACGAAGCAGAGUUAUCGAUUUAUAUAAGCGGCUCCAAUACCUGGGCAGAGAAUAUCCUGGUGGGGCGGAAAAAUUUCGUAGAAAAUGUCACGACGCUUUUCUUCGAAACAGCAACGAACAACAACCGGAAAAGGUAGAAAAAAUGAUCGGACUUGGCGAAUACAUUAUAAAAGAAUUGGAGGCGUUGUACUCGCUACGAAAAUACCGGGCCAUGAAGAAGAGAUAUUACGACGACAAAUGAUGUGCCAUAUCCAAUGUGAUUGUAGACAAAUUUGCUAGAUAAAUUAUAAAUCCGAUAGUGACGUAAUAACGGCCUUUCAUUGAACAGAAAACCCGAUAGAAAACCUAUUAUCUUUAGAGGCAAAGUUGAUGAUUAAUAAAUGGGUUCUACCUUCAUCGAAACAUUAAACCCCAAUAAAUUUUGUGUUGAUA